This is a messenger RNA of Prorocentrum cordatum, 330 nucleotides long. The record is from the annotation of a GenBank genome assembly. Lineage: Eukaryota; Dinophyceae; Prorocentrales; Prorocentraceae.
AUGGCUUGUCAGCAGCGUGCCCCGCUGGCAUCCCCACUGGUGCUGGAGGUGAGACGCCCCGCGCAUCCACUCCAAUUCCAGCGUGCUGUGCAGGUCCUCGCACGCCGUAUUCGCGCGAAGAGGCACAUCUGCAGCAGUCCCAGCGGCGGUUGCCCCCAGCCAGGCGGCUGGGCUCGCGGUUGCUUGGGCCUCGUGGCAGUAAUGCCGGCACCGCCCCGGGAAUCCUUCGAUGCACUUCGGGGCAGGGCUCAGCUGGACAUGCGCGGCGUCGACCGCCUCGCAGCGGCGUGCGCCGCGGGGAGUGGAGGAGCCGCUGGCCUCGAGAAUUGA